UCAACGGUUUACAGCCAAACCGCUCUCGAAACUUUUCAUGAGGAUAUGGUGCAUGAUGCACAACUCGAUUAUUAUGGGAAAAGAUUAGCUACCUGUUCCUCUGACCGUUCUAUUAAAAUAUUCGAAAUUGACGGAGAAAAUCGUCGAGAAAUUGAAACAUUGAAAGGACACGAUGGUCCUGUGUGGCAGGUCGCUUGGGCUCAUCCGAAAUUUGGAAAUAUAUUGGCAUCAUGUUCAUAUGAUAGUAAAGUUAUUAUUUGGAAAGAACAGAAGGGAUCUUGGAAGAAAAUCAAGGAAUACACGGUGCAUACAGCUUCUGUGAACUCUGUAUCUUGGGCACCUCACGAACUUGGCCCAAUCUUAGCUUGUGCCUCCUCUGAUGGAAAAAUAUCCGUGCUCACCUUUAAAGACGAUGGCUCAUGGGAUGCACGUACUUUUGAAGCACAUACUAUCGGAGCUAACUCGGUCAGUUGGGCGCCAGCGACAAUACCAGGAGCGUUAAUUCAAACCAUUGGUGGUGCACCUAACGUGAACGUUACCAAGAGAUUUGCAUCAGCAGGCUGUGAUAAUUGUAUAAAAAUCUGGGCUUAUAGUGAAGAUACUAAUGAAUGGAGAGAAGAGGAUACUUUGGAAGGACACACGGAUUGGGUACGUGAUGUCGCGUGGGCUCCAAAUAUAGGCCUGCCAAAAAGUUAUUUGGCUAGUUGUUCUCAGGACAAGACUGUUUUUAUUUGGACCCAAGACACGCCAACUUCAUCAUGGAACAAAAAGCCCCUUCGUAGUGAAAAGUUCCUUGAUGUCGUAUGGCGAGUUAGUUGGUCUUUAUCUGGAAACGUGCUUGCAGUUGCUUGUGGUGACAAUAAAGUCACCUUAUGGAAAGAAAAUUUAAAAGGUGAAUGGGAAUUAUUGAGUGAUUUGGUCGAACAAUAG
Dentiscutata erythropus is the source of this 930-nucleotide messenger RNA. Lineage: Eukaryota; Fungi; Glomeromycota; Glomeromycetes; Diversisporales; Gigasporaceae. The record is from the annotation of a GenBank genome assembly.